Pungitius pungitius (ninespine stickleback) is the source of this 3412-nucleotide messenger RNA. Its product is annotated as solute carrier family 12 member 9-like. Lineage: Eukaryota; Metazoa; Chordata; Actinopteri; Perciformes; Gasterosteidae. Gene Ontology annotation, molecular function: potassium:chloride symporter activity. The transcript has 14 exons. Bases 227 to 3019 code for a protein of 930 amino acids. Gene Ontology annotation, cellular component: membrane. Gene Ontology annotation, biological process: chloride ion homeostasis; chloride transmembrane transport; potassium ion homeostasis. The record is from RefSeq and is a predicted model, not a curated record.
CCGCAAUCAACGCCAGAAGGUGGUGAUCCGCGCUGGGUAAGUGAUCCGUGAGCAACACGAUGGCGACCAGCUGAACUUUGUCGCCGUAUCCAGACCCGAGGCACGUGACCUCUGCGAAGCCCGACGCGCCGACACCGAGCAUCGAGCACGUGCGGUCGAAGCCAACCGAGCUGCUGUUUUACCUUUUUUUAAUUAAGUCACCGCUAACUCCGCCGCCGCCACCACCAUGUCGGAAAAGACUCCUCUUCUACACUACCGGCUCACCAGCAGCGACAGUCCGCCCACGAGAGUCGAGUCCACGCACAGCGGGUGCAAGGACAAGGGCGUCCGGAAGCUCGGCGUGGUGUUCGGCGUGGUCGUUCCCACGCUGCUGUCCAUGUUCAGCGUCCUUGUGUUUCUACGGAUUGGGUUUGUGGUGGGUCAAGCAGGGCUCUACCAGUCCAUUGCCAUGUUCCUCGUGGCCUACUUCAUCGUCACGCUGACCGUGCUUUCCAUCUGUGCCAUCUCCACCAACGGGGCUUUAGACACUGGAGGGGCCUACUACAUGAUCAGCCGGGCCUUGGGUCCGGAGUUCGGCGGCAGCAUUGGGAUCAUGUUCUUCUUUGCCAACGUGUGCGGCAGUGCUCUCUACGUUUUGGGUCUAGUUGAGGCCAUCAUGUCCACCUUUGGCAUCCCAGAGGAGGCUGUUGCAGGUCCCCAUCAGGUGCUGCCCUCGGGGUAUUGGUGGUCUCUCCUGUACGGCACUGCCUUGCUCUUCCUGUGUUUCAUUGUCUGCUUGGUAGGUACCCACAUCUACGCCAAAGCCAUCUUUAUUAUCGUCAUCAUAGUCGCAGCAGUUUUGGCAACCAUCUUCAUCAACUUUUUCAUUGCGAGGCCAAUUGUAGUGGUUCUGCCAAAUAGUUCUGGUCUCAACAGCAGCAGCAUGAGCACAGCCAAUUACACUGGCUUCCAGCUGCACACCUUGGAGGGAAACCUAAUGCCCAACUACACAGUGGACUACUCCACUGGUGCCACAAUGACAUUUACCACAGUGUUUGCUGUCAUGUUCAAUGGCUGCACUGGAAUCAUGGCAGGCUCCAACAUGUCAGGCGACUUGAAAAACCCCAGCUAUUCCAUCCCAAGAGGAACACUUGCAGCUGUUCUCACAACGUUCAUUACAUACAAUCUGCUUAGUCUGCUGGCUGCAUGGUCCUGUGACCGUCACCUCCUCCAAAAAGACUACAGUUUCCUCGGAGACAUCAACAUUUGGCCGCCACUGGUAACCAUUGGGAUUUACUCCUCUGCCAUGUCUGCUGCGAUGAGUAACCUGAUAGGAGCCUCCAGGGUCCUGUAUGCGCUGUCUAAAGACGGCCUGUUUGGCGGUGUGCUGGCUCUGGCGAAGAAAACGUCUUUGAGUGGUAACCCCUGGGCCUCAGUGCUGGCCUCUUGGCUGCUUGUACAGGUGGUGCUGUUUGCUGGUAAAUUGAACACCAUUGCCAGUAUUGUCACAAUCUUCUUCCUGCUGGUCUAUGCUGCUGUGAACCUCGCCUGUUUGGCUCUCGAAUGGGCUUCUGCACCAAACUUCAGACCGUCAUUCCGAUGCUUUACAUGGCAUACUUGCGCUCUGGGCAUUCUCGGUUGCCUGGUCAUGAUGUUCCUGAUAAAUGCCAUUCAUGCAUUUGCCAGCAUAGCCUUCAUGUUGCUGCUGUUGAUGCUUAUCCACUACCUAGGGCCCAUCAGCAACUGGGGCUACAUCAGUCAGGCUCUCAUCUUCCACCAGGUGCGCAAGUACCUGUUGAUGUUGGAUGCGCGUAAGGACCAUGUGAAGUUCUGGAGGCCCCAGCUGCUGCUGAUGGUGGCAAACCCUCGCAGCUGUACAAAUCUCAUGACUUUCAUCAAUGACUUGAAGAAGAGUGGCCUUUUAGUACUGGGACAUGUGAAGCUGGGUUUGUUGGAUGGGUUGCCAUUCGAUCCUCUGCCCAGCUGUUACGACUUGUGGCUUUCUCUCGUGGACCAUCUGAACAUCAAGGCGUUUGUCAACCUUACCCUGUCUGAUUCUGUCAGACACGGCGUUCAGAGCCUGCUUUUCAUCACUGGUUUUGGCGGAAUGAGGCCAAACACGCUCGUCUUGGGAUUCUAUGAUGACUGCACGCCUCAAGACGAACUCAAAGGUCAAAUCCUCCUGUCUGCAGGACAUGACUUGGAUGCCGCUUCUCCAAACACAGCCCCCCGAGAGCCAUGGUCUCCCUUCUUCCCCUAUGUGCGUUGUGCUGAGGAACUCAAAGACCUUCCGGAUCAUGAAUAUGUGUCCGUGAUUGCUGACGCUGUAAAAAUGGGCAAAAAUGUGAUACUGGCUCGCUACUUCAACCAGUUCAACCGUGUGGAGGUGUUGGAGCCGGGAAUAAAGAUUGGGCGCUACAGAGGCAUGAACGGACCGUUCGUUGACGUGUGGCCUCUGAAUCUGCUUCAACCAGACAGCCUCGGGUACGUUGAUACCUGCUCGCUGUUCCUACUGCAGUUGGCCUGUGUGCUUAAGGAAUCCCGGGCCUGGAGCCAGGCAAGACUCCGCCUGUUCCUGUGUGUGGAGUCUGAUCGCAGUCUGAAGGGAAAGGAGGAGGAGGCGAAGAAGCUUGGGGUGAUGCUGAAGGAGCUAAGAAUUUCCGCUCAGGUGCAGAUGGUGGAAUGGGACCAGGUGGUGGCGUUGCAUUGGCAGAGACGAAGAGAGGGUUGUAAUCUGGUCGAGUCUGCUCAGAAUGUGGAGAGGAGGGAGAGACCAGAUGAAGAAUGCCAGGAGGACGGGUUCCAGACGUUCCCCAAUAACGAUGAUCUGCUGACCGAUGAGUAUAUCUGCGCCGUCAACGAGCUGAUUCGCAGACACGCUCUCCCUCAGCCUGCUGUGCGCUUCCUGUAUCUGCCCCGGCCGCCAGCAGACACCAGCCGGUAUCGGGCCUACUUGCACCAGGUGGACGUGUUGAGUCGAGACCUGGGCCCAACUUUGCUCAUUCAUGGGGUCACUCCUGUGGUCACUACUGUCCUCUAAAACGUUCUUAAUCACCCACAACCCUAAUUUGGUGUUUCUUUAUGGAACUGUGCCACUUCCAUUAGAUUUAUUUUGACCUGUUAUUUAAGCAGUCACCCACAACAUGGGACUGGACCAAACACUUGUCGCACCCACACUCCGCAUUUAAACGGUUGCCCAUAUGUCAUGAAGACGAGCAAUCAAGGAUUCAACCUAAGGUUAUUUUUGUUAGGUAUUGAAAAUCACAAGUAGUUUUAAGAUGAUUAAUAGUCACUUGGAGAUCAGACUUGGUGUCAUUAGAAAUAUGUUUUCACAGUAUGUAUGAAUGUUGGGCCCAUGCUUUUGGGACUAUCGUCACACGGGGAAUGCUCUCGAAGAUUUUUUGCAUAUGUAAAUUAAAAACAUUAAUUCAAC